Suncus etruscus (white-toothed pygmy shrew) is the source of this 624-nucleotide messenger RNA. Its product is annotated as high affinity copper uptake protein 1-like. The transcript has a single exon. The record is from RefSeq and is a predicted model, not a curated record. Bases 1 to 624 code for a protein of 207 amino acids. NCBI's taxonomy places the organism in Eukaryota, Metazoa, Chordata, Mammalia, Eulipotyphla, Soricidae. Gene Ontology annotation, cellular component: membrane. Gene Ontology annotation, molecular function: copper ion transmembrane transporter activity. Gene Ontology annotation, biological process: copper ion transmembrane transport.
AUGAGCACCAUGGAACACAGCAGCACUCUGCCACCUCAUCACCAUCCCUCGCACACCUCGGGACCCCACUCCCACGAUGGCAGCACACACACGUCCAUGACGAUGCCCAUGACCUUCUACUUCGGCUACCAGAACGUGGAGCUGCUGUUUGCUGGGCUGGUGAUCAACUCGGCUGGAGCCAUGGCUGGGGCUUUCCUGGCCGUGUUUCUGCUCGCGGUGGGCUACGAAGGCCUCAAGAGAGCCCGCGAGGAGCUUCUGCACAAGACCCAGCAGUGCACGCCUGUCCCUGGACCCACAGGAACCUGCCCCCCAGAGAAGCCCCAGAGUGCCUGCCAGCGACUGCUGAGGUGCGACCUCCUGGUGCAGACGGCCCUGCACGUGCUCCAAGUGCUCCUGAGCUACCUGCUGAUGCUCACGGCCAUGACCUACAACGCCUACCUGGGCCUGGCGGUGGUGGCAGGCGCAGGCACCGGCUACUGGCUCUUUGGGGGCAAGAAGGCGCAGGACGUGCCUACUCCGGACCUUGACUGGGACGAGGUGCAGCUCCAGGGAAUGCCCUGUAAAAACUUCCCCUGGAAGCCUUCUCUGGAGUUGACUGGGGCUACUGCUGAACUGAGGGACUAG